Molecule: messenger RNA, 1596 nt
Organism: Trematosphaeria pertusa
Lineage: Eukaryota; Fungi; Ascomycota; Dothideomycetes; Pleosporales; Trematosphaeriaceae
Product: RmlC-like cupin
Exons: 1
Coding region: 266-1384 (372 amino acids)
Source: RefSeq, a predicted model, not a curated record
GCUUACACUUCCUGAACAAUGAUGCCUGCGCUGAUUGGCCCGUCACCCUCCCGAUGCCACUGCCGAAGCCGAAGCCUCAUCGGCUGCUUGGUAAGAAUUGUCAAAGCCGGUUCCCCGCCAAGCCGUCACUUUCUUCACGCCGCUUUCUAACACCUUACAGAGCUCCCAUCGGCAUGGCCCUGCGCUCUUUGAAUCCCUCUAGCUCGCGCUUCGAACCUUCUCGACUCUCCCCACGCAUCAAGUAUAAGUAGCCGUGUCAGGCUCGAUGAAGACGCUCUCCUCCAUCCUUUUCGCCGUCGCAGCAGUCGCAAUCGCAAUUUACAACAACGAGUACAUGCUUUCGCGCUUUACGCAGCUUUCGAAACAGAUCAGACCGGCUACGCAGAGCUUCUUCAACACUACCCGAACGAUGUCGACGAACGGCGCUACGACGACUUUCAAGGGCUUGCCUGUCAUCCCCGACGAGCCCCUCACCACCAGCGCACCUCGCAAGAUCCAGAAGUCUUUCCUCGCUAUCGAACAAUCCGAGGGUGCAGGAGCGAGAGUGAGAAGAUCAAUUGGCACUCCACAGCUCCGCAACUUCUCCCCCUUUCUCAUGCUCGACCAUUUCGCCAUCCCGCCGGGCGCCGGGUUUCCCGACCACCCCCAUCGGGGCCAGGAGACCAUCACGUACCUCCUCUCGGGCGCCGUCGACCACGAAGACUUCGCGGGACACAAGGGCACAAUCGAGCAGGGCGACCUACAAUUCAUGACGGCCGGACGAGGCAUCGUGCACGCCGAGAUGCCGCGACAGAACCCCGACGGCUCGCCGAACGUCGGCAUGCAGCUUUGGGUUGACCUGCCAAAGGAGCUCAAGUCCUGCGAACCCCGAUACCGAGAUCUGAAGGCGAAGGAGAUACCGGAAGCUACGGCCGACGACGGGAAGGUCAGGGUGAAGAUUAUCAGCGGUCGGGCUUAUGACACAGACUCGCCCAAGGAGCUGGCAUACACCCCAGUGUGGUUGCUGGACUUCACGGUGCAGCCGGGAGGCCAUGUCAAGCAAGCGCUGCCCAAGGGCUGGAACGCGUUCGCAUACACGCUCAACGGCACCACUAUCUUCUCCUCCGAAGGCGUCUCUCGGCCGAUCCCGCAAUACCACAACGUCGUUUUCGCGAAGGAAGGCGACAGCAUCGAAGCUUCUGUGGAGGAAGGCGCCGAGUCGGAAUCCAGGUUCAUCCUCGUUGCCGGCAUGCCGCUCGACCAGCCCAUCGUACAAUACGGGCCCUUCGUCGUGACAAGCCGGGAUGAGGUCAUGCAGGCGAUGAUGGACUACCAGUCGAAUUCGAAUGGCUUUGAGAGGGCAUUAAACUGGGAGAGUGAGAUUGGGAAGAACAUGGUUCAUUAGGUGAUAUCCUGUUGCUUAUAAUUCUUUCUUGUAGAUAGACUAUUCGGGCGAUUGUUGGCUUAUCAAUUUGUCUAAUCUUGCGAUUUACUUAUACUUCCUCAUCCAUUGCUUCUCUUUUGUCUAGUCUCCGUUCAUUCCCGGCUCCUCGAGCUGGCCGUGCACCUAUCAAUCUUGCAUGACGGACGAUCACGUGCCAUCAUCGGACAGAACCC